This is a messenger RNA of Acyrthosiphon pisum (pea aphid), 704 nucleotides long. RefSeq lists its product as uncharacterized. Bases 1 to 672 code for a protein of 223 amino acids. The record is from RefSeq and is a predicted model, not a curated record. Lineage: Eukaryota; Metazoa; Arthropoda; Insecta; Hemiptera; Aphididae. The transcript has 4 exons.
AUGAAUAUAUUCACCGUAGCAGUUAUAACCGUGGCGAUAGUCGUAGCUGAGACCGUUCCCAUUGGGGGGGCAGCCGAUCCUGGAUUCGACUUGGACAUUAUUAUGGAAGAGAUGACUAUGCAAGGCAGAUGUCCACCAAAUGUAACUGCAAAUUUUGAUGUGAUGUUCAACGAUGAUAAUUCGUCAUUGGUGAUGGGUUGUGCAUCACUCGAAUUCUUAACUACUCAUGAAAAGAGCGAAAUAAAUGUAUUCAGUUUGAAGUUUGGCCGUUAUAAGAACGGUGUUUGUGUGCCAGGUGGCUAUGGAGAUGUGGACAAUUUGGUGUUUUUCUGUAUAACACAAUUAGCCACGCCGCUAGGAAAAUACGAAAAUAGAAAAGUGUACAAGCUAUACGGCCAUGUCAUCGAACCGGUGGAGGUUUACAGCACCAGAUGUAUCAUGUUCAAGACGAGGAACUCCAUGAUGCACAAGGUGGCAAUUGGCGGUACCUCAUCAUGCAAUGGCUUGCAAGGCAUGUUAUCUUAUCCAGGGGAAAAACCCCCCAAAGGAUCAAUGUUGUUGCGGUCGAACAUACCCAGAAACAAUAUAAGAUAUUUGCGUGCCUUAGUAGAACAUAAAAACUCAACACAACUGAACUUUUCAGGGUCUAGAUAUUACUGGAAGGCAGGUUGAUGGGUUGUAUGUUUUUACAUAAACAAUUUAUU